This is a messenger RNA of Acromyrmex echinatior (Panamanian leafcutter ant), 2262 nucleotides long. RefSeq names its product glutamine synthetase 2 (gene Gs2). Lineage: Eukaryota; Metazoa; Arthropoda; Insecta; Hymenoptera; Formicidae. The record is from RefSeq and is a predicted model, not a curated record. Gene Ontology annotation, cellular component: cytoplasm. Gene Ontology annotation, molecular function: glutamine synthetase activity.
UUAAAGGGACGAGUUAGCGGUCUAGUGUUAUAAUAGAAGUCUGUGGUGGGAUCUUCCAUAUGUCUUCGCAGAGAGGCUUGAAAGAGGCAAGACGAAUCGCAGACUCGUUAGGCUUCCUGAGGCGCCGAUAGCAAUUGGAGAGGGGCGCCUAUAUAAAUGAUACCACUCUCACUCCUUGUCGACCAGUUCUCAGGGUGCGUUGCUCCCACGUGCUUUCUACUCAGUGUUGCUCUAUUUUCGUUUCUUUCGUUUCUUUCUUUUCCACGUCUUCUCUCGAAAAGACCGAAAUCAAGAUCUUUCCCAACAAUCAAGCCAAAAUUCAAGCAACAAUGAGCACCAACAUCCUCGUCCGGAUUUGUGGGCCGAAGCUUUUGCGCACCGCGAUGACCGAGCAAAAAUCUUGGAUCACUGUCAGCAGGUGUCUUAGUAUCACUAUGUCGCGCAGUAUGUUGAAAGAUUCGCCAAAUGCGGCGUUAGAUAAAUCUCUAUUGCAAAAAUAUCUUGAUCUACCUCAACCGGAAAAUGCGAUCCAGGCAAAAUAUAUCUGGAUCGACGGUACUGGCGAAGGAUUACGUAGCAAGACCAGGACCCUGAACGUUGUGCCGAAACAUCCAUCCGACCUACCUACGUGGACUUACGAUGGCAGCUCGACAUACCAGGCCGACGGUGCCAACAGUGAUAUAUUCCUCUACCCGGUAGCGAUUUAUAACGAUCCCUUCCGUCGCGGUAAUAAUAAGCUCGUGCUAUGUGAUACCUACUAUAGCGACAAAACACCAACGAAAUCAAACAAGCGGUAUCGCGCAAACCAAGCGAUGGAGUCUAUUAAGGAUCAAGAGCCCUGGUUCGGUAUCGAGCAAGAGUAUACUCUCUUAGACUUCGAUGGUAGGCCACUUGGCUGGCCUAAGAACGGCUUUCCAGGCCCACAGGGUCCUUAUUACUGCGGCGUCGGCGCCGAUAAAGUGAUCGGUCGCGAAAUCGUCGAGGCCCAUUACAGGGCCUGCCUCUAUGCUGGUGUGAAGCUCGCGGGAACUAACGCCGAGGUGAUGCCUUCGCAAUGGGAGUUCCAGGUGGGACCGUGCACGGGUAUCAAUGCCGGAGAUGAUCUGUGGAUCGCCCGAUUCAUUCUGCAGCGCAUCGCCGAAGAAUAUGGUGUGAUCGUUAGCCUAGAUCCGAAACCAGUGGAUGGCUCGUGGAACGGCGCCGGUGCUCAUACCAACUUCUCGACGAAGGCGAUGCGCAGUGAUAACGGUAUCGCUGAAAUCGAAAAGGCGAUCGACAAGCUCAGCAAGCAACAUCUCAGGCACAUUCAGGCGUAUGAUCCGCGCGGAGGGAAAGACAACGAGCGCAGGCUGACUGGCAAAUGCGAGACCAGUAAUAUUCAUGACUUCAGUGCUGGGGUAGCCAAUCGAAACGUCAGCAUCCGCAUUCCCCGUGGUGUUGCCGAGGAGAAGAAGGGUUACCUGGAAGACAGGAGGCCUAGCAGCAAUUGCGAUCCCUACUCUGUCUGCGACGCCCUGGUCCGCACCUGUGUACUCAACGAAUAAUAAAAUCACAGCGAAGACACACCGGAGCGAUACGCACAUACUUGUAUACACCCUGGAGCGUACAAUUACUUAUAAAAUUUAGAAAUUCUACCUGUUUUUCUAUUUGGAAUGAUAAUUAUUGUUGAAUUCACCUUUUGAAAAAGUAACAAAGUUUGAAAAUUUAACAUCUUAAGUGUCGUUCGAGACAUCUACAAAAACAACAUUCGCCAUUAACGAUAAAGUAGGGCAUUGUCGAAAAAGAAUCGACGUUUGUCGAUUAUAAUGUUAUAAGAAUUGAUUCAGUUCUCUUUGCAUUACGGAUAUGAUUGUUAAUAGAGAAAACAUAGUAAGUCAUUGAUUUGCGAUCAAUUCUUGAAUUGUCAAUGCAGUUGUAUUCAUAGUCAUUCAUAUAAAUAUUGGGUAUAAUUCUAAUUGUAAGUCGAGCUUGUAGUUAUAAGGCAAGACAUAUAUAUUAUUGUUCACUAGUAUAUAUGUUAUUGUUUUAUCGCAUUAAGUUCUUUUACAAGGCUUGUCUUUUUAUAAAUUUUAUAAUGCCAUUUUAAAAAACAAUAUCAAAACAAUAAGAAAAAUGAAGAAGUUUGUAGCUACGUAUUAUUUGACAAUAUGUUAUUUGACAUCAAUCCUCAUACAUCUCUUGCAAAAAGGAGAAUGUUAAAAGAGGCCCACAAAGGUAUAAGUAAAAAGGAAAGUGUUUUUUAUAGAUUGUAACCUUCUGAAA